Messenger RNA from Penicillium diatomitis, 2613 nucleotides. RefSeq lists its product as uncharacterized. Gene Ontology annotation, biological process: actin cytoskeleton organization. Gene Ontology annotation, molecular function: actin binding; small GTPase binding. The record is from RefSeq and is a predicted model, not a curated record. NCBI's taxonomy places the organism in Eukaryota, Fungi, Ascomycota, Eurotiomycetes, Eurotiales, Aspergillaceae. The transcript is spliced from 3 exons. The coding region runs from base 1 to 2613 and encodes 870 amino acids.
AUGGAUUCAAAUCACAUCGGACCUCAGAUUUUCGACGACGCCGACAGCGCCCCCGCCAGAUCCUCGGUCUUCCGUGCAAUAAUGUCAAAACCGCACAAACGAAACCAGUCUGCAGACGAUGCUAUUCCUCCACAAUACAAGAACAGCAAACCAUCCGGCACAAUCCCUUUCCCAUGGGCUGACAAGAACGAUGUGCCCUCGGGCCAUCUUCCCUUGGCAGAGAUAGUGCCGAAUCGCGACGGCCGAGACAACUAUCCGCCGUCGACAAAGUCGGCAACUAAAGAGAAUAAGCGGUCGCUUCACAAGAAAACGAAAAGCGCCGUGUCACUCAAGUCUCUGCGGAAUUAUAUGGAUCGAAAGGACAGUAAGCCACACGACAGUCCGCCCACGGAGCCUGCUGAUUCAGAGCCGAAAAAGACCAAGUCUUCCACCAGUCUAUCGGCCAUCCUCAAGCGGUCUCACCGUGGCCGCAAGACAGAGGCUGCUCAACAGGGCCGGGACAAGGAGAACCGAAGCCCGGUAGAGCUGGUCGACAACAUGCCCUCGCCUGUUUGGCAGCCAGAGCCCGCAGCAUAUGGAGCCGCGAGGAGCGAGGAGCGACACAAUUCUGGCGGCGCUGACAAACGUCGCAGUGUCGCCGAUGAAGUCUCUCUUUACACGCCCAAACCGUAUAACCCAGCUCAACAGCGUAACUUUUGUGACUAUCAGCAACCGUCUCUCACCAGGCAGGGCAAUCCAAAGCCACGUCCGGAAUCAGGUGUUUAUUCCGGCAACCAACAAGUCAAGGAUGACCGGGGGCCGCAGCGAAUGCCUUCGGGUGGCAGCGAUGCCAGUAAUGGACGAGACAAUGCGUCACUGAAGAGUCAGGGAUUUGACAAAAUUCAAAAGAUGUCAGUCUCGGCAUCACCAGCAAUCCCCCCAAAGGAACAGACAAACACUAAGAGACUCUCCCGGGUACAAGCCGCGAUUUCGGUGUUUAAUGGCAAGGAACGCGAUGGCGAUGUUCCGAAGCAUUUCAGUUCCAAGGACUUGGAAAGCGAGUUCGAGAAGCUUUUGGAUGCACGCAACAUCCCCCACAAUAUGCGAGACAAAAUGCGGUCCUUGGACACCAACAUCAAGGCGGACUUCAUUCAGAAAGACCGCACCGACCACGGCACUCCUCUGAGUGCUGGUGCAUCUGACAGUCGACGCGGAAGAGGCAAAGAAGAUAAAGAUACUCAAGACCGAAAGGGCUCGCGGUCCCGCUCUCGGAGCCGUGGCUUUACAUUUGGCCGAGGUUCCUCAUCACCAGGUAAGAAGGCCCGGCCAGAAAGCGGAUCUUCUCAUCGACCAAGAUCUGUGGACCUCUCACAGCCCGUGGGGGUCUACACCACGCUUGGUGGAGCUGUUUCUACCGCUUCGCUGGCCGACGCGGCUGUGGUCGACACGGCUGCUGAUCCUUCCGACUUCGUACAUUAUUUGAGGGAAAUCCAGAAGCCGGAGAUGGUCGAGGUUGGCAAGCUGCACAAGCUGCGGCUUCUUUUGCGGAACGAAACCGUUAGCUGGGUGAAUGGGUUUAUCGCAGAGGGAGGUAUGGACGAGAUUGUCCAGUUGAUCUACCGAAUCAUGAAGAUGGAGUGGAGGGAGGACCAUGAGGAUACUCUCUUGCACGAGGCACUGCUGUGUCUCAAGGCCCUCUGCACCACUUCUAUUGCACUAGCCCACUUGGAGCGCAUUGAGAGCGAGCUGUUUCCUGCUUUGCUCAAGAUGCUAUUCGACGAUGAAAAGAAGGGUCCUAGCGAAUUCACUACACGGGGUAUCAUCAUCAACCUACUCUUGACCCAACUCGCUGCUCCUCAUCCACAUGAAACCUCGUCUCAGCGGGCGAAGAGGAUUCUUGCCUACCUUCGGGAUCCAUCCCCCGAAGAUGAGAGCCAGCCUGUCUCAUUCAUCGCGAACAUUUAUCAAGCUCGCCCAUACCGAAUAUGGUGCAAAGAAGUCACCAAUGUGACGAAGGAAGUUUUCUGGAUUUUCCUUCAUCACCUCAAUGUGAUUCCUCUUCCCAAAGCAACUUCUUCAUCGGACGAUCCGCAUACGGAGACGAAGAGCUCGCGCGAUGAUCGUUCCUAUCAAGAGCGUCACUUCCCCAGCCCUCGUCCACCAGUGCCUGCUGCGCCUUACGUGGGAGGUGUCGAGUGGGAUGCCACAAAUUAUCUUGCUGCCCAUCUAGAUCUCCUCAAUGGCUUGAUUGCUUAUUUGCCCACGAGAGAAGAUCGGAACCAGCUUCGCUCUGAGCUUCGAGCCUCGGGAUUCGAAAAGGUCAUGGGAGGCAGUUUGCGCACGUGCAAGGAAAAGUUCUAUUCUGCCGUUCACGAAUGUCUUCGUACUUGGGUUGCAGCCGCCUUGGAAGAUGGCUGGCCAUACCUGGUAGUACGAGAAGGCCCACCUCGUACGGAACCUUCAUCGCCAGCCAAAUCACCUAAGAAGGCUGCACCGGGGAGCCCAAAGAAAGGUCUUCUUGACGACAAACCACCACAGCUGAAUUUGAAUCUGGCACUUGACUUUUCCGACUCCCGCAUCUCUCAGCCCCUGGGCCCAUUAACGCCAUCCAGUGAGCUUGCACGUUGGCUCUGA